Molecule: messenger RNA, 1014 nt
Organism: Drosophila hydei
Lineage: Eukaryota; Metazoa; Arthropoda; Insecta; Diptera; Drosophilidae
Exons: 2
Coding region: 1-1014 (337 amino acids)
Source: RefSeq, a predicted model, not a curated record
AUGUGGCUGAAUCAACAGCCCUUGGACGAUUGGCCCAGAGCCGAAACAGUGCAACUGGCUAGCUUCUGGUUGCAUUUGAUAACUGAGUUAAACUUCGGGACAAUUUUGUAUUAUACGACAACAGGAAGUGACUGCUGGAUUGAAAAACUAUUGAGUGAGAGCAACCUAAGCGCCACCACAUUGGUUUGGAGCAAUCGGCUUCAUAUGCCCUAUUUAAAGGAACAUCAAGAUGUUAAUAUGCUGGGCUUGGUUUGCUUGGACAUUGACCUCUAUCAACCAAUGUUGAACGCGCUGAGCAUUACGCUUAACCACAUGAGGGAGGUGCCUCUAGUGAUACAGCUUUGCAUCAAGGAUUCGCGUCAACCCAAUGAACUGGAAGUGAUCCGUAAGAUUCUUAAGCAGUGCCAGGAUCUGCUUAUUCCGAAUGUGCUGCUGCUAUUGAGCGAUUUCUUGAACACACGCAAUCUUUACGCCUAUCAGAUGUUUCCUACAUUUCGACUACUAUCACAGCUCUACAGUGCAAGGUCGCUCCUCUAUCCCUAUAAGCUGGCCAAUUUACAUGGACAGAUUAUAAGGACACGACCAGAUCUAUCGCAGCCGUAUGUAUUUAUGUACAAAGACCGCAACGGAAAUGAAAUAACUACUGGCAUGCUCUGGCGCCUAAUUAUGGGGUUCGCACGCCAAUUAAACGCCACCCUAGAACUGAGCUUAGAUCCCGCUACGAAGCAAGUCAGCUCUAUUAAGAACGGAUAUUUCAAACUUCUGCAGCAUACGCAAAAUGGACAAAUUGACGUUACAUCCAGCAUUUUUCCAAUGACUAUCUCGACGAAAAACACCAUUGCCAUGUUCAGUUUUCCCGUUGCCAUUAGUAGUUGGUGCACUAUGCUGCCAGUUGAGCGUAGGCUAACUCCUAGUGAGGCCAUAAGAGGUGUCUUUGAAUCGCCCUGGAUGUGGAUCUAUAUAUCCAUUAUAUACUCUCGAGGAAUCAAUGGAUGCAUGGACGGCGUUCGCUAA